AUGGCUUAUCAGCACUUUUCACCGGCCGGUCGCUCGGACUUCACAAUUAGUUCGACGCUUGGACAGCAGUCUCAGUUUUCCCCGUUUGGAUACGGGAAGCAACAGGUUGGAAACGUGGUCUAUAACUCCAUUCGUUUGGCACUCAAUGAAGCGGCGUCUCCUGCUCACCUCCAAGUGGACACUAGAGAUUCCCAACUGGCACCGGAGGAUGACACCGCGGUUCACCUGGAGGGCAAGGAACUGUGGGGCCAGUUUCACAAAAGCGGCACGGAGAUGGUCAUAACCAAGUCUGGAAGGCGAAUGUUUCCACCAUAUAAAGUGCGCUGCAGCGGAUUUGACAGAAACGCGAGAUAUAUUCUGCUGAUGGAUAUAGUCGCAACUGAUGACUACAGAUACAAGUUUCACAACUCUCGCUGGAUGGUGGCUGGCAAGGCCGACCCAGAAAUGCCGAAGCGAACGUACGUUCACCCAGACAGUCCUGCCACUGGGGAGCAUUGGAUGUCCAAAAUUGUGACCUUUCAUAAACUGAAGCUGACGAACAACAUAUCUGACAAACAUGGAUUUACAGUUUUAAACUCCAUGCACAAAUAUCAGCCGAGGUUUCAUAUUGUUCGAGCCAACAAUAUCCUCAAACUUCCUUACAGUACAUUCAAAACCUACGUGUUUCCUGAGACAGAAUUCAUUGCUGUGACAGCAUACCAAAAUGAAAAGGUAACUCAGCUGAAAAUCGAUAAUAAUCCGUUUGCAAAAGGAUUCCGUGAUACCGGGAAUGGGAGAAGAGAGAAAAGGACACAAACGUUGCAUCAGAGAUGUGAAGAAGUGGAACCGAAAAAAAGAAUUGUUUUGUCGGAAGAUUCAUCUUUCAAUCAAAGUUCAUCGAUUUACUUAAUUCAAGAACCCAAUGUUGUGACAUCAACCUCAACAGAUAGUAAUGAGAGUGACCUGGAUGGAGAGGAAAAGGAGAGUAACAGAGAUGGCAAGAACUCAGUUUCUCUGGAUGACCAAAAUUCCAGAGAAAUCUCUACAACAGUUCAAGAACCAAUGAACGGAUUGAAAGAGGAGAAACAAGAAGAUAGGAAUGUAGAGAUCAACAGCAGGGAAAAGCAUGGUGAGGAGGGUACUGAAAAUGAACCCUUUGAUAACAGAAAUGGAGAACAACACAAGUUUAAAGCAGAUGAGACUGAUGUGUCUUCCAAGGGUUUGCUCGCGCGGCGGCACUAUUACAUCCCCACACCAGGCCUAGUUCAUUCUCUGUGUGUGCCACCACAUUUCUUGUCAAAUGUACGUCAGUUUAAUUAUGCUGGAACCAUCCCACUUUUGGCAUCUGAAGCAACUGGUCCUUGGCUAUCCAGAAAGUCAAAGGAAGGGGAGGGCCAAGAUUACAUCUCUGGAGUCUCAUCCUCACAACAAGGACUCAUUGGUAUGCCAGAUUUACCAUCCAGCUUUCAGAAGCACAGAACGACCUCUCAGGAUGUGCUUGUUUCAGAACAUAGAAGUAUCUUACAUUAUCCACAGAAUUCCAGAACUACAUCUGCUGCCACCUCCUCUGGAGUAUCAUACCAGGUUCACCAUCCCCAUUUUCUCAAUGUGAGCUACCGACCCCGAUGUAGACCCUACCCUCUGUCACAAACCUCAUUAUUUCUAUCAGAUUGUGAAACUGAUACAAACAAGCAUGCUGUUACUGGAUUUCAUGCAUCACCUUUGGUGUGA
Messenger RNA from Xyrauchen texanus (razorback sucker), 1710 nucleotides. Its product is annotated as T-box transcription factor TBX3-like. Gene Ontology annotation, molecular function: DNA-binding transcription factor activity, RNA polymerase II-specific; RNA polymerase II cis-regulatory region sequence-specific DNA binding. The transcript has 8 exons. Gene Ontology annotation, biological process: cell fate specification; regulation of transcription by RNA polymerase II; positive regulation of DNA-templated transcription. Gene Ontology annotation, cellular component: nucleus. Bases 1 to 1710 code for a protein of 569 amino acids. The record is from RefSeq and is a predicted model, not a curated record. NCBI's taxonomy places the organism in Eukaryota, Metazoa, Chordata, Actinopteri, Cypriniformes, Catostomidae.